Molecule: messenger RNA, 5185 nt
Organism: Trichoplusia ni (cabbage looper)
Lineage: Eukaryota; Metazoa; Arthropoda; Insecta; Lepidoptera; Noctuidae
Product: TBC domain-containing protein kinase-like protein
Exons: 13
Coding region: 550-2967 (805 amino acids)
Biological process (GO): protein phosphorylation; activation of GTPase activity
Molecular function (GO): ATP binding; protein kinase activity; GTPase activator activity
Source: RefSeq, a predicted model, not a curated record
AAAUUAUUGAUUUCGAAAUAAUUAAAUACUAUCGAUAGUUUCGUGUGACGCCGCCAUCCCUUUGAAAUGUCUAUGUCGUCUAUGGCGGUUGUCUACCAACUCUACUAAAAACUUGAAACAUGGUAUUUUAAGAAAUAUUGAUCACAUUUAUAACAUGUGUAAUCAAUGCGAGGAAAUAAAUAGGAAAGAAAAUGGUUUAUUUGUCAGUUUAAGAGGAAAAACCAGAAUGUUAGUAGCGUUAAUACUAAGUUUGCUUACGUUUACAGUCUAAAAAUAGUAAAUGAAGUAAAAUAAGUCUUUAUUUACAAAUCGAGAUAUAGCUAAACGUCAAUAUCAGCCGUCAGGAAAAGUGUCAGUGUCAGAAACCGGGAAAUAAUAUUUCAUUGUAUUUGACUCCGCCCCUAAAUUUUGACAAAUAUUUUCAAAACAAAGUUAUAAUCAUUAAAAUUUUCUAAAAUUUUGUGGUAAUAAAAUAAUAGCAGUGCUUUGUAUAGUAAGUUAAUAGUGUAAUAAUAAACAGCCUACUGUUUGUAAAGUCAUUACUUGAAAAUGUUUCAAGAAAACGAAGAUGAUUACAAAUUUGCGUCUUGUACGUAUUUUGCGAGGAAUCACCCUGGGGAAAUGUGUGGUAGUAAUGGUUUACCCCUUACGCCAAGUUCUAUAACUAUAUUGGGGCGAGCUCAGCGCCUACUGACCAUAGAACACCCUAACUUAUGCACCUAUCUCGAUGUAAUCAGAGGCAAACACGAAAGAAUAAUAGUGGUAGCAGAGGUUAUAGGCAAAUCAUUAAAAGAAUGUAAAAGUAAGUUUUCAUAUGAGGAGAUAAGUAAUAUAGGGAAACAAGUAGCUAUUGCCCUCAAGUACUUGCACAAUCAGGACAUAAUACAUCGCACAUUGUCUGAUGAUAAUAUAUUGGUAGAUAACAAUGGAAGAGUUAAGCUUUUCAAUUAUGGCUUGUAUUACAUGACUGAUGCUGGUAGUGAAGUUUCCUUUCCUUUGGGCUUACCAAGAUACUUAAGUCCAGAAACAAUACUUAAUGGUGGUGGUCCAGCAGCCGAUGUAUGGAGUUAUGGUAUCAUCAUACUUGAAAUGUGCAUUGGAAAACUCUGGAGCAAUCUAAAACCUGGCCCUAUACUGAGAAGGAUACUGACGCUAGUGCAUGCUAACAACCCUGCGGAGAGGAUAGCUAGAGAACAUGAUUGCUUUGAACAGUAUAAACAAGUACCAGAAAAUCUAAGGAAGGUAAUAGAAAAAUGUCUUAAAAUCUAUCCCAGUGAGAGAGCAACAUUUAAUGAUUUAGUUGAGGAACUAUCUCAAAUGGACUCAAAACAGCUUGUUGAAGUAAAACCAGCUCGAGGUCUGAUGGGCUGUAAGCUGCAACACCUUUACCACUGGUGGCAACUGGCUGGAGGCGAUAUACAAGCAGAAUUAAAAAGAAAUUGCCUUAUAAAGAAUAGUCCGCCCAUAUUGUCAAUGCCUAUAGCGAUUCUCUUAGAUGGAUGCACCAUAGGCGGUAAAGAUGGCGCCUUAUUCGACAGACGGAUAGCUAAAUAUAGCUUAGACUUGCUAAAGUCUCGCCUAAGUCACGUACCGCCUCAAGAUUAUUACCCUCUCAUGCACGAAAGGAAAAAAGAAUACGAUGCUGUGGCCUUACCAAAGAUAAUUCGGGAAAGAGACACUGAAUAUCAGUUUUAUAGAUUGCUGUGGUUUCAGAGACUCUUGCAUGGCUAUCCCUACACAGCGCCGUACAUAAGGGCAGAAGCUGAGAUCGACAUCCCCCCUCUUGUCCGCGGCGACGUAUGGGCAGCCCUAUUAGGUGUCGUCGGGGAUAUAGAGGAACAAUAUGAAAGGAUUGAUAAGGAAACGCCCACACCUACUGACAGACAGAUAGACGUGGAUAUACCCCGUUGUCACCAAUACUGCUGGUUGCUCUGUGGGUCGGCGGGACAUCGGACAUUAAAGCGGUUGCUCAAAGCCUGGUUGUUAACCAACCCUCAGUACGUUUACUGGCAAGGAUUAGACUCGUUGACUGCACCAUUCCUAUAUUUGAACUUCUGUAAUGAAGCGCGCGCCUUCGCCUGCCUCUCAGCCUUCGUACCAAAGUUCCUUCACAAGUUCUUCCUAAAAGACAACAGCGCUGUGAUAAAGGAGUACUUGGCGAAGUUCUGGCAGAUGACAGCCUUCCAUGAGCCGGAGCUAGCGACACAUCUACAUGAGAUCAACUUUGUUCCAGAGCUGUUUGCUAUACCCUGGUUCCUUACUAUGUUUUCACACGUAUUCCCCUUACACAAGAUAGUGCACCUAUGGGACGCGCUGCUGGUGGAGGGGCCGGCGUUGCCUCUGUUCAUGGGUGUCGGUAUACUCAGACAGCUGAGAGACACGUUACUAGCGUCCGGAUUCAACGAAUGUAUUCUACUGUUCUCUGAUCUACCAGAAAUUGAUAUUGGGGAGUGUGUUAAGGAAUCAAUAGAGAUGUGUCGCAGUUCACCGCGAAGUAUAAGUUAUAGACGGUUUACGAAUGAGUCUGCAGUAAAGGAUCCUAUGGAUAUAGUUGAAAUACCAAUGGAAGUAUUAUUCACGGAAAUAAGUCCUAGAAUCAAUUUGUCUGAUUUCUUCUCGCUGAUAUGCCAAGAUAAAUGCUGUGUCAUUGACAUAAGGUCUAAUUUGCUUUACGAGAAGAGCUGUAUAGACGGCAGUAUAAACGUGCCAUACAGCGGCGUCCACCUCGGACAACACGAGCUCAGGGCGCUCGGCCUCCACCCACAGCGGGUGCUACAAGAAGCCAUCAAACUCAAGAAGGUUGUAGUCGUCGCCUCUGCCCAGGAAGAGACCGCGCAAUUAUUCAGCGAUUACCUGGUAAAGUGCAACGUGCCAAAGGUGUGUAUUCUCCACGGAGGAAUAUCAGCGUUACUGACACACGUGCCUUCACUCUUCACCGUUCCACCCAAGAGGAAUGGUCAUAAGUAGAUAUUAUAUUGUAGCUAUCAGUUAUCAGUGUACUCCAAACGUCUUACAGCUGAGCCCCAAUUCUAGUAUUUACAAUCGCAGAUGAAUUAAUUGAAAUGGGAUUAAAUUGGCACUAUUCGUAUUGUUCUAAUCAUUCCAACACAAUGAUUCUAAAUUCAGUACGGGGCGAAACGCUCACGAUCAAUACAGAAUUUCAAAAAUUCUAAAGAGAAUAGGAACAGUCCAUCCAUUUGCCAGUCAUUCAUCGGCCAUUGUAAAUAACAGAAUCGUCGACCUGGAUUUUUUCUGUAGUGCGAGCGAGACACUGCUAUGUGAAGUCUAGUGCGUUUCGCUUACACAACAGUAUGUUCUGAAGGCUUACUCCCGUAACUGGUUUAAUUCUAUUUAUGAUUUUGAUUCGGGUUCGGGUUCCUAUCGGACCAAACCAAGAUCGAGUGGCGAAGCAGUAUUAUCAGUGUCGUCAGCUGUCAUUCAAGCGUAGUUGCAACUCUUGCCACUGCACCAAUUUGCGCUUGUGUCCGGGGUACAGAAUUCCAACUCGAUUCUGUCGGGAGUAAGUCUACUACAUGCUCUGGAUUUAAAUUACGUGUUCAUAAAAACCUAAUUAUAAACUGCUGAAAUACGAAGAAAAAUGUUUAAACCAGACAAUUGCCGGUUGCGUAAAAGUUCGGAUUACAAAGAGAGUUAGCAUUUGGCCUAAUAUUAAUUUACGUCCACUACAUGAAAGUGGACCUCGUCACUUCUUUACGUGACCGACAAGCAGCUACCAUGGCUUAACCAGAGCAGGAAAACCCAAAAAAGUUUUUGUCAAUUUUCUACGAUUUUGUAAACUUUAUAAAAAAUAUAGCGUAGCCAAAACCGUAGCGGUUUAUUUGAACAUUGUGAUCGAUUGAAUGUCGUAUUGCGUAUUUUUGUUAUUUCCACUUUUUUUGAUCACGAAAUGAGAGUAUUUGGCGUACUGUGGCAGACUUUUUAUACACCAUAAAUAAAUAAAAAUGUUUAUUAAGCAAUAUUGUGAUUCUAAUCACACUAACGGUUUCAGUAUAUUUCUUUUACAUUGAUUUUCUUUUAAUUAAACUUCAGUGUUUUUCAUAGGAUGAAAGUAUGGUAUGCGUUUUGUGUAACUGUCUCUAUAAGCUGUACCUACGAUUUUUGGCUCCUUAUUAAAUGAAUAAAAACAUCUGAAAUCGCUAGUGUGGCAAGAAAAACAAAAGAGUUCAAUGAGUCUGAUUGAUCGAAAAUGUAGCAUAUUAGAGCAUGUUUAUUAAAUUUAUGUUAUGAUCUGAAGGUAGAUUUAAGUAGACUUAUUUUUAUAGUUUUAUAUUAUUUAAUGUGUAGAUUUGAAGUCAUUAAUGUUGAAGUAGGAAACAAAGUUAAGUAUGUAUUUUUAUUUUAUGUGCAUUCCAUUAGUAAGUGUGGUUUUCAAUUACAUACUGUAUAUAAUGUGUAUACGUAUAGUAUCUUCGAUUAUUACCACAUAUAAGAUUAAAGUCGGCCACAUCUAACAUUUUAUACGUACUUCUUAUUUUACAUUUAUACAAUUAAUAACAAAUCUGAUCAUAAAACUAAUAGAAGACAGAUUUUUGUCUCACUAAAUAUUUUAAUGGAAUAAGCUAUUUAUACACAUUACACAUGUACGGUACUGCUACGAAUUUAUUUAAUAAACAUUAUGAACGUUUAUUGUUUGUUAUUGGUCCAGUGCUGCGAUGUGAAUUCCCACGGCUUCAUCUCUCGACUGGCUUGCACUUGAUUGAGUGAUAAGUACCCACAUAAUUACAGGCGUAUUGUCGUGUGGGCAGCCCCCUAACGGCGAGUGACGUUUUUACCCCCUAUCAUGUUAUGAAUGAGAGGUUCGUGCCGCCGCCCGGGGAGGGGAGGGGAGGGGCGCGGGCCGGCGACGCCGCUCUCGCAUUCGCCGGCCGUACCUCGCCGCGAGUGUGUGUAUUGUCUGCGCUCAGCAUUUUCAUAACAUUCCUCGCGUGAAGUGAAACUUUAUAAAAAAAUAUUUCGUUCCAAUAACAAAUGGGCGUCGAUAGUGAAACGUAAACUUGUGAUGAUGCACAGUGCUCUGUGAGGAUUGCGUCGUCUGACAGUUGGUAAUAGUGCAGUUUGCAUUCUUGCCGAGUUCCGCCCGCUCGGAAGAGGACAGUUAAAGAGUGACAGUUUGCUGUGUUUUGUGCGAGUUUUUCUCGAGGAAGUUCACUGUGUUUUGGUCGGA